CAAAAACAAAAAGGACACGGAAAGACGUUAGAUUUCAAAUAAUCGCAUCCGCCAGCUUUCUUGUGUCUGGUGCUGUUUUGCAUCGAUAUUAUUGUUGAGUGCAUGCGACAGAACUCUUCUGCCCUGGCUUAAAGGGUGAAUAAAAAUUAGCAGUUGGAGAAGGCAAGCCUGGGUGAAGGUCCCAGACCCCCAGUAAGGCUUAAAUAAUUUUGUGAUGGAGGUUGAACAGAAGAAUGACUCUAGCAACACUAUGGCCAAUGGAAGUGCCAAUUCAGGCAAACGUGGCAGGGGCAGACCACGAGGGUCAGUUAAGAAAAAAAACAUCUCUGUGAAAGAGGCACCUCACAAUGCUAGGGCAUCCAAAAGAGUGGAUUUCUUUUCCCCCGAGACUGUGAUCAGGCCAAAAGUCAAGAAGCGCGGUCGUCCAAAAAAGAUAAGAAUCCCUGGAAGACCGAGAAAGAUUCCCCUUACACCAGAGGAAGAAGCUGAGAGACUUUUAAGGUUGAGCAAGAAACGGAAACUCUCGAAGCCUCUCGGGAGACCUCGCAUCCAUCCCCUUGUAGACAUGCCGAAGGAGAAAAGGGGACGAGGUAGACCGCGCAAAUAUGAAUCUAUAGCUUCACAAAAUGGGAGAGUUGACGGGAACCCGAAAAGCGUAAAGAUCACAGAUGUUGGUGGAGAGACACCUCGAGGGAGGGGAAGACCAAGAGGCUCGUUUAAGAAGAAACGGGGACGGCCAGCUGGUUCAUCUCCAGUGAAAAGACCAACAGAAGGAUCUCCAGGGAAAAGGGGGCGGCCACCAGGCUCCGGAAACAAGCUACAGGUCAGACAGGAUGCGAACGGUACCCCUCGAAAGAGGGGCAGACCUCCAGGCUCUGGGAGAAAGCUAAAUGUUAUUUCAGGUGAAAUAAAUGGAACUCCUAAAAAGAGAGGGCGACCUCCAGGAUCUGGUUCAAAGGUAAAGGUUGCAAAGCAGGUGACGGACGGAGUUCCCAGAAAGCGGGGACGUCCUCCAGGUACUGGGACCAAAGUCAAAGAUUUACUGCAGGAGACAAAUGGAAGCCCUCGAAAGAGAGGCCGACCACCAGGAUCAGUAAAAAAACUCAAGAUGGUUACAGAAGAGGCUGUGCAUGUUCUCACUAACAGUGUCCUCUCUGUUGAUGUCCAGCCUCGUAAAAGGGGUCGCCCUAAAAAGACUGAAGCCUUUCCUGAUGCUGAAGACUUAAAGAUCAAGGAAAAUGACGAGCCCUCACCCAAACGACCGCGUAACUCAUUUGCCUCAACCAAGAAUUCCAGUAAGCCAGAUGCUGAAGACCAAAAGGCCAGUGAGAAUGAUGGGUGCCAUGUGGCUGCGACAGGGGAAAACCCUGUUCUGUCUGCUGGAGGUGCUUCAAAACCAGACAGUAUAGAGCAAGUUCGUGAGGAUGAGAUAAACAAUGCCUCGGUUGAGGAGGUUUAUGAGAGUAACAGCAGAAAGGGUUCAUGCUCGAGGGUAGCAGGUAAAUCCCAAAAAAAGAAGUAAAUUAUUUGGUAGAAUAGAGCACACAUAUUUUUGAAUGGGUUUUUACCAGAUUUCAUACAAAUAAUUUGACUUGUUCCGAGGGUUAGCAAUGCAGAUCUUUUUUUUCUUUCUUCUUCUUCUGUUGCUCAGCUCUUGUGCUUUUUGCAUGUCUUUGAAAGAAAUGUUUAUUUUGAUACUCUACAGUUCCCCUCCUUCAGACUAAUCCCCAUCGAAGCAAAUGCAGAUGUUCAAUUGCAUUCAAAUGCUAUUUACAUUUUUAGCAUGUCUUAGUACACUGAGCAUUUUUAUUAUUUAUACAAAUUUAUCAAGUGAGAAAAUAAGCUAUUUCACAACUAUUUGGUAAUUCUGCUAAAUUUUUAUAUCGACAGCAAGAUCGACCGGAACAUGAACUACGUUUUAGUCUAGUCUGUAUCAGUGGAUUUUGAAAUUACAAAAGGCCUGAAAUUUAGGCUUGUUGCUAGAUGAUGUUGAAGUAUUGAAGUAGAGAAGUAUUGGUACAGGCUCUAUGGAGUGGGUAUUUUUUGUUUGUUUGUUUUCCCCAUUUGUUUAGUUUGUCUGUUUUUUAAUAGAAACAUUUGUCUAGAAAAAAUGGCAUGCAGUUUAACGGUCCCUUCACCGGACCGCAAAACAUCAGACUAUAUCUAGCUAGACGUAACUGCAUCCUGAGCCUAUGCUGCCAUCCAUAAGAUCCACUCAGCAGGUCUUAAGUGUCCUGAGAAACCAUGGACUUGAAUACAUAUAUAUUUAUAUAUAAAGCAGGAAUUAAGAAGGAUGGACUGAAUUUUGUUGGAGGUUAAUCAAUGUGCAUGCCAUAAAUGUUUACUGGAGACCAUCGGAGCAAACAGAUAUUUUAUCCUUUCUGGGUGCUUUCUCCCCAAGAGCUAUAAACAAAGAGCUAAAUUAUGAUGGUCUUUACCAAAUUAAAGACCACUGGCCAAGUAGCACAGCUCCAGCUUCACUAUAGAUGUAUAUUUUUUCCAAGUCUUGAUGUUUCCAUAGAAUGUUGUAUGAAGUGGAAAAUGACUAUCGCAGCAUAAACGUCAGCUCGACGAUAUUAAAAAGCUAAACCGAGAAUCAGUUUCUCGUACUCACCACAUUGUGUGACGUGUACGGUUUCAUUAAAAACAUUGCUUCGUUUUUACUCAUUUUAUGACUGCAAAUCAUUUUCUGUUCUUUUUUUUUUUUCUUUUUUUUAAUGAAUUAUGUUCAUUUAGACAGUGAGGUAAUUAUUCCUGUUAGAAGACAGGAGUUAAAUGUCCAUGUGAUGUUUUCUUUCAUGGUUGUGAAAAUAUUUUUCUGCUUAGGUUUCAGGGCUUCAACUAUAAACUAAACAGACAUUUACACAACAGAAGCUGUAGUUAUUAGAAACUCAGAGUUUAAUUUAAAGACAGUUUGAUACAAGACCACACACUGAAGUUUUGAUUUCAUUUUAUUUUUUUAAAUGACCAAGCAGGUGAACACAAAUAUUUAUAUGUAAAUCUUGUUCUUUGUUGCUGAUCUUCUGGUUUUAUCUGUCAGAAUGUACUUGCCAGAUUGUUUGGCAAUUUCUGUCCUAAUUCUUCACAAAUUUUAUGUGAAUUUCCAAAAAAAAAAAAAGGCAGCCAUGCAAUGAAUUGUUUCAAUUAGCUAAGAUUGUGUUUACGUACUGCGUUAAAGUUUGUAUACUUUAAAAAAAAAAAAUCUUUACUUGCUAUAUCAGUUUUCCAAAAAAAAAAAAAAAAAAAAAAAAAGUUUCCAUGAAUUUUUUUAAAUUCGAAUUUCGCUUGAUUGAUGUAUAAAGUUCAGAAAAAUGUCAAAUCCUUCUGUGAUGCUUGUGACAUUUCUGUUCCUAUGUUUAGACUUUCUCCAAAAGCCCUGGACAGAAGCUUGGGGGAAAUAAAAAAGUUAACCACCCUAUUCCAUUUUUAUUUAUUAUUUUUUAAAUAAUUUUUAGGCCCCGUUUGUUGUUGUUACUAAAGCGCCCGUGUUCUUUAACGGAGUCCCAAAAAGGAGAAGGUGGUACCUUUUUAGAACGAUUUAGGAGAAGUGUAAAACAUUCGAGAGUUGCUACCCUAGGCUAAAAAUUACAAAACCUUGUUAGAGGGCAACAUUUGGGCUAAAAUCUAAAUGUUCUCCAUAAACUUUGUUGAACUGCGUAUGUGGGCUAGCCUACAUGUGGUGUGUUUCAUGUCUGCAGCUUGCGCUUGUGGAAUUUGCUGUUGUUAAUUUAGUUAAAGUAGAUGGGUAGAAUGCCUUGUUCUUUGACAGUAGAUGUGUACAUCCCUGGUAGAACAUGUAUAUAAAGCAACUUUCUCCCACCUAAAACGACUGAUCCUAACCAUUUUGCUUAGCAUUAGAUGUAUUAGCUUACAGCAAGUGCAUAGGCUUGUUUUCUACUAUAUUAACUCACUUGAUGUUUGAUUUCUACAUCAAUCUGUACUCUUAACAACUAGAUGCUGUUUAAUGUGAGCACUUGUAUUUGAUAUUUUUUCUGUAAUAAAAUGCUUUCUUCAACCA
Tachysurus vachellii is the source of this 4018-nucleotide messenger RNA. Its product is annotated as chromosomal protein D1. The record is from RefSeq and is a predicted model, not a curated record. The transcript is spliced from 2 exons. Lineage: Eukaryota; Metazoa; Chordata; Actinopteri; Siluriformes; Bagridae. Gene Ontology annotation, molecular function: DNA binding. Bases 215 to 1522 code for a protein of 435 amino acids.